GGGUACAGGUCCGGUCUGUCUGCCCCCCGGACUCACGCACUUACCCCACUCCACCUGUUGCCGGGAUCGCCUCAUUUCUGCACAUCACUUUGAGGUGCCUGAGGGGGACCACAAAACCCUCCAAGCCUCUCUUUUGUGGUUCCAGCGAGCACAACAAGCGCAAAUGCUCAGCCAGUUUCCUUCAGACACCAGGAAACCAUCCCAGCUAACAGAAGUCCAGUUUUGAGCAGGGAGAGCCCAGGGAAAGGGCAGCUCAGCUCGUCAGCCCCAAGCGAGAAUCUAGUCGAUGAAAAGACCAGAAAACCAGAAAGGAGGACAGGCCGACGCUGACCCUGCCUUCUUCCAGCCUGUGCAGCCCGAACAGGCGACUGGGCAAAAAAUGUUCAUUUUCAUUUUCCUCUCGCCCAGGCACUGGUGAGUUUCCUAACGGGGCCGCCUGUGAAAGGAUGAGUUGAGUUCUCUUUGUCUGAGAAAAGAGUUUAGGGCUGUGAUUCAGCUGCAAAGAAGCCAAAUGAAGUUAGAAACAAAGGGCAAAUUGAAGGAUUCCGACUCUUGGCUUUUUGUGUUUUCCUUACUAGAAAAUAAUUAGACCUAAUGAAUAUGCAGACGCUUCAGCUAAACCCUCGGCCUGGGCUGCUGGGUUUUAAACAGAGCUGCGGAGAAAUGCAACCUUCAUCCCCCAACCCCCCGCAUCCUCAUGCAUUUUUUGAAAUGCAUAAAUGUUGCUCGCCUUAAUUGAUUGAGUCACAGGGAUUUUUUUUCCUGCUUUUAAGUGCCAUACUCCUCUACCUUUCAACAAUCAUUUUAAUAUAUAGUCAAUGGCUCUUUGUGGACGGGACAAAAAGCAACUACGCGCAGUUGUUGAAUAGACUUUGCGCUGGGCAAAGACAGGUUAAUCGAGGGCCGCAUCGCGAAAACAAGCGAGUGUUGUAUGUUUGCACUGAAUCCAAAUGUCUGCAUUUUCCUAACUAAAUCAAAGGGAGUGUUAUUUCUUUUUCUGCUCACUCAUCUGAAGGUAAGUAAAUUUUCUCUGGCGAUCAAAAGCCUGGUCGGCAACAAAGACCGCGCCCGCUUUUUCCACCGUCCUGGUGUGGUGAGUUACGGAAUUUCAAUAACUGUGACAAGGGUGACUGAUUUGUGAACUAGAAAAGGUUUGAAUGUCACAAAAUUUACAUUGGUCCUAUCUAUCGCAGAUUUAAAUACCAAAAAAAGUAUUCGGGGAUUUCUAGGGAGCUUUGGGCAGUCCUGAAGAACAAUGGCGUGUUGGGAAAUUUACAGUUUUACCUGAAUGAAAGGGGCCAGGGUUGGGAGCAGGAGUGCAGAGAGAGGGGUUAGUGGGGGCAGACACGGGAUACUAGGGAAAAGGGAGAAAAGAAAAGAAUAACACAGGAAAGGAAAAAAAAUAAAAAUCAGCAACACUGUUUUCAAUUUGCUAAAAAAAAAAUCCCCACACAAAAACAAAAAACCCUGAACCUGGAAAGUUGGAGCUCUCAUCCACCUGUGCUUAUUUUUUGGGGGGAGGAGGGAGCAGGAAGUCUGAUUGAUUUGAUAACAGUGAGAAAAUCAAGGGAACCGGUUAUCCUCAGAAAUCACAUUUCUGGUAAAGAGAAAGUGGUGUGUGCCUGUGUGCUCCCGAGAUCUUAAAUUAUAAACAGGAGGGGGACGAAGCAAGAGGGAAGCGAACUUCAAACGGAGCAAAUAACAAAAGCCUCCUUUGCUGCCCUUCAAGGCGGGGACAGGGGGAAAGAAAGAAAAGAAAGUUGCUGAAUCGGGACAUUCUGGAAGUGCCUUAGCUGUGUUUACCAGCCCCAUCCCCGCCUCCUGUUCUCGGAGACGCCCGAAGUCGCUAAUCGCUCAGCUAAGAGCAGGUCUGAAGAAGGACAAGAUAGAGAAAGAGAGAUGGAGAGGGAAAGGGAGAGGGAUACGGAUAAAGAGGAGAGAGAAUGUAUAUGACUGCGAAAAGGAAAAGAAAUCGUGGCAAAAUUUUUUUUCCAUGAGAAGAGGGGAAAAAUUUGGCUAAAAAAAAAGUUGCUACUCCUGGCAGCCCUGUUUGUCAAAAGGGGAUGUCAAGCGCUUUACAAUACCUGGGAUUGAUGAGGCGGGCGGGCCAAUGAAAGGCGCGCGGCGCCUCGGCGCGCCCUCCGUUGGCGCGGCGGCUGCGGGCGGGGGGAGCGCGGGCACACCAAUGGGCGCCCGCGUCGGCAGCACGUGACGCCUCCCCCUGCUCCCAUUCAUCAAGGGGGGGACGGUGUCGUCCUUUCAAUUCAUUUAUCUGCAGGAAUGAUUGCUGCUAUCAGUCUCGCGCUCACCGCCCGGCUGAGGAGGUGAAAGUUUCUCCCCAGGAAGAUAAACCGCAAAAGACAAUAUUGUGCAUGAUUUGCGCCUUUUCUUUGGCUUUUUCUUUCUUUCUUUUUUUUCUCCCCCUCCACCCCCCCUUUUUUUUUUUUUUUUUUUUUUUGCAAAAAGCAGAGGGGGAAAAAGGAGAGUGAAGGAGCGAGGAGGCGAGCCUGAGAGAAAGGAGAGAGAGAGAGAGAGAGAGAAAAGAAAGGGCGAGGGGCUAGUAGAGAAGUGAGGAGGGGCGUACGGCGCGAGGCGGAGAGAGGGCUAGCAGUCGCUGCUCCGGCGCUCACAUUCCUCUAUGCUACAAAUCCGGGAGGAAGUUUUUUUGGGGAGCUGAGAUGCUCCAUGCCUUUCCCUGGGCAGCCUUGACGCGGGGUCCUCUCGGCAGAGACUGAGCGGCGAGAAAGUGCUAGCCGGGCCGGCAGGGUCUGCUCGGCGGGCGCCGGAGCCCGCCUUGCUCGCGGCCCGCAGCAGUCAGGCUUCCCCGCGCUUGGCCGGGCGGGCGCCCCGGCGCUCCGCGCCGCUGCCUGCAGGCUAGGACUUCGCGAGGUGGGUCGACUCCUCCUCCCUCCUCUUCUUCUUCCUCCUCUUCCUCCGCCUCCCGUUCCUCCUCCUCCACUACCUCCUCCUCCUCCUCCUCCUAAUUUUCCCUCCUCGGCGGGCGAGGGUGGGGGGGGCGGGGGAGGCCGGGGCUCGCCCCGAGCAGCCACGAUGCUCCUGGACGCCGGCCCCCAGUACCCCGCGAUCGGCGUGACCACCUUUGGCGCGUCCCGCCACCACUCGGCGGGCGACGUGGCCGAGCGCGACGUGGGCCUGGGCAUCAACCCGUUCGCCGACGGCAUGGGUGCCUUCAAGCUCAACCCCAGCUCGCACGAGCUGGCCUCCGCGGGCCAAACGGCCUUCACGUCUCAGGCUCCCGGCUACGCGGCUGCGGCGGCCCUGGGACAUCACCACCAUCCGGGCCACGUCGGCUCCUAUUCGAGCGCAGCCUUCAACUCCACGCGGGACUUUCUGUUCCGCAACCGGGGCUUUGGCGACGCGGCGGCUGCAGCCAGCGCGCAGCACAGUCUGUUCGCUGCUUCAGCCGGGGGCUUCGGGGGCCCACACGGCCACACGGACGCCGCGGGCCACCUCCUCUUCCCCGGCCUUCACGAGCAGGCGGCGGGCCAUGCAUCGCCCAACGUGGUCAACGGGCAGAUGAGGCUUGGCUUCUCGGGGGACAUGUACCCGCGGCCCGAGCAGUAUGGCCAGGUGACCAGUCCGCGUUCAGAGCACUAUGCCGCGCCGCAGCUGCACGGCUACGGGCCCAUGAACGUGAACAUGGCCGCGCAUCACGGCGCCGGCGCCUUCUUCCGCUAUAUGCGCCAGCCCAUCAAACAGGAGCUCAUCUGCAAGUGGAUCGAGCCCGAGCAGCUGGCCAACCCCAAAAAGUCGUGCAACAAAACUUUCAGCACUAUGCACGAGCUGGUCACGCACGUCACAGUGGAGCACGUCGGCGGACCCGAGCAGAGUAACCACAUCUGCUUCUGGGAGGAGUGUCCGCGCGAGGGCAAGCCCUUCAAAGCCAAAUACAAACUGGUCAACCACAUCCGCGUGCACACGGGCGAGAAGCCCUUCCCCUGCCCCUUCCCUGGCUGCGGCAAGGUCUUCGCCCGUUCUGAGAACUUAAAGAUCCACAAAAGGACGCACACAGGGGAGAAGCCCUUCAAGUGCGAGUUCGAGGGCUGCGACCGACGCUUCGCCAAUAGCAGCGAUCGCAAGAAGCACAUGCACGUGCACACGAGUGACAAGCCCUAUCUUUGCAAGAUGUGCGACAAAUCCUACACGCACCCCAGCUCGUUGCGCAAACACAUGAAGGUCCACGAAUCCUCCUCGCAGGGCUCUCAACCUUCGCCGGCCGCCAGCUCGGGCUAUGAGUCCUCCACGCCGCCCACCAUCGUGUCUCCCUCCACAGACAACCCGACCACCAGCUCCCUGUCGCCCUCCUCCUCCGCGGUCCACCACACAACCGGCCACAGCGCGCUCUCUUCCAAUUUUAACGAAUGGUACGUGUAAAAUCAGAAACAAAACACCGAACAAAACCCUAUUUAAGAGACUGAGCACACACACACAUACAAAAUAUUACUGAAAGAACCCUGAGCAUCAAAAGAGUCCCCUCCCCACACCCUAAUCCUAUUUUUUCUAAACCUGCCGAUAGACCCAGGACCGAGUAAGAGAGAAGCACCAAACCUUUACAUUUUUUUUUUU
Molecule: messenger RNA, 4587 nt
Organism: Globicephala melas (long-finned pilot whale)
Lineage: Eukaryota; Metazoa; Chordata; Mammalia; Artiodactyla; Delphinidae
Gene: ZIC1
Product: Zic family member 1
Biological process (GO): regulation of transcription by RNA polymerase II
Cellular component (GO): nucleus
Molecular function (GO): RNA polymerase II cis-regulatory region sequence-specific DNA binding; DNA-binding transcription factor activity, RNA polymerase II-specific
Source: RefSeq, a predicted model, not a curated record